AUGCAGAGCAAGCACACACAGACCAACCACAACCACAGUGAAAGUGUUUUUGCCACAUGGAGUAGCAAACACAACUUGCACAAGCACAUCCAAACCAAGCACUACACCAGUGAAAGGAGCAGCCAGCAGCAGCCCAGCAGCAAGGACCUCAACAUCAACACCAACCACACACACACUGAACGGAGCAGCCAGCAGCAGCCCAACAUCAAGGCCCCCAUCAACACCAACACCACAUACAACAAACGGUGGAACUAUAGCAGCAGGGGUAGCGCUGGGUACAGCAGUCCUGUUGAUCGUGGGCCUGGUUCUCCUCAUUCGCUGGCACAGAAGGAGAGGAAACAAGAGGCCAAAGGACACCACAACCAUUCUGUUGGGGACCCCACCACUGGUCUGAACUCUAUCAGGGACACCCUACCAGUCAUAGGAGGCCUUCAUGACCAGCAUCUCAGUGUGGACGGAGAUCAGGGCGGAGGUCCAACAUACGCCUCUAUUGUCCUGCCUGAGGGACAGAGGAGCGUGGCUACAGCACAGGUUGAGGACGAUUCCAGCGAUGCAGUGACCUACUCCUCAGUGAGGGCCUCUCCCAGAGGUGGAGAGAAGGCUGGUGAUGUGGACGUACACUACGCCACCGUCAACAAACAGGCAAAAUAACAAAACAUCGGUAGAUGAGUACGUGAUGUAACAGAGCCAGCAGUAGCAGCCAGCAGUAGAAAUUAUGAAUAUAUAAAAAUAUAAAAAACUGUUAUUGUCAAUAAGAAUGCUCUUUCACAUGAGGGUUACAAGAGGGAAAAGUGAAUUACCAUUAAAUACCGGUAAUUAUAAGUUACCAAAGUUUAUUAAAGUUAAUCAUAAAUUGCACAUAUAUCCCGUCUUGUAUCCAUGAAGUAGGCAACUAGCUCAUAUCUCAGUGGCGAAGCUAGACCUUUUUUGAUUGGGCUGAAGCCCACCUCGAAUUGUCAUGAGUUCACAUACAUUUGAUUAUUCCUUCAUCAAAACAGUUUUUUUUCCUUUCAUCACUUUAGUGGUUAAGAACUUUAUUAUUUAGCUCACAUUGCCAUCUAUUGGCUAAGACAUGCAACAGCAUAGUAACUAAGAAAAUAAAAGUCACAGAAUCCUGGACAGGACAUAAGAAAAAUCAUGGAUAAUAUAAUAAUAAUAAUGCUACAUUUACAACAGUGUUGUCUAUAACUUAGAUAAAAACGUUAGGUAAUAUUCAUUUAUUCUUUAAGAGGCUAGAGUCUAGCCAAAAUGUUUAAUCUUCUCCUCUGGGAUGAAAUACUCAUUGGUAUUAUGAGUUCAACUGAGGUUAAACUGUUACAAAAGGUCUGUGCUUUUCUGACAAUAAACCAGCAGACUGUUCAAAAAUGUACAAUGUAUUGGAUUGAUAGAUAAAUAGAUAGAUAUACCCCCCACCAGAAUAAAUUUAGGAUCUCCACCAAUUCACCCUAUAAUGCAGCAGAAUGCAGGAAAUCGCAUCUACGAUAUUCAAAAUCCCCCCCCACACACACACACCUUUAUUAUUUCAUAUACCCCUGUUGCUUCCUGGGGCUGAGCCCCACCAAAAGUCAGAACCUAGAAUCGCCCCUGGCAUAUCUUACUAUAAAAUAUGAAAAUGCUAGUAUUUAGACAGCCUUUAGAGGACGCCGUAGACUAAACUGAUGGGGAAUGUGAAAAAGUCGGCCUAGAACUGUUUUAUUAAACAUCCAUGGCUACAGUGAGACCUUAUCAAAAGGACUGUAUCAUGUUGUGUUAUGUUAUGUUACAUUUACCGUGUGUAUAUGUAUGUAAAGCGAGAUGUGAAUCUGUGGUUUUAGUUCAUGCUUCAUUCUUUUGUUGAGCUGCUUCUACAUGACAGCAUCUUCUGUUUGGCAUUAUGUAGUCUCAAUUUAAAGAAAGUGUUACUUGGUGAGAAUUAUAUUAAAGAUAUCAGUAAGAAAAUG
Messenger RNA from Gadus morhua (Atlantic cod), 1940 nucleotides. RefSeq lists its product as uncharacterized. Bases 1 to 651 code for a protein of 216 amino acids. The transcript has 11 exons. The record is from RefSeq and is a predicted model, not a curated record. NCBI's taxonomy places the organism in Eukaryota, Metazoa, Chordata, Actinopteri, Gadiformes, Gadidae.